Cladophialophora psammophila CBS 110553 is the source of this 1266-nucleotide messenger RNA. RefSeq lists its product as uncharacterized. The record is from RefSeq and is a predicted model, not a curated record. Bases 1 to 1266 code for a protein of 421 amino acids. The transcript has a single exon. Lineage: Eukaryota; Fungi; Ascomycota; Eurotiomycetes; Chaetothyriales; Herpotrichiellaceae.
AUGAAGUACAAGCAAGCCAUACCCGUCACCGUUUCUCUGCGGGACUUGCAAUCCAACUCUGUCCCCUUCAGCGCCCUCCUGAAUGCGUUCGGCCCCGACAGCCUGGGCAUCCUCGUCGUGACCGACCUCCCCUCCACCUUCCCUUCUCUCCGCCAAAAAGUCCUCACCAAUGCCUCGCGACUCGCGCACCUUCCUCCCCAGAAACUCCAGAACCUGACCAAACCCAGCGCCAAGUAUCUCGUUGGGUGGAGUCACGGCGUCGAAACCCUGAGACCCGGGGUGGUCGACACCGCGAAAGGGAGUUACUACAUCAACUGCGCAUUCUACAAGUCCCCGUCACUUCAAUCUGCGGAUGGUGAAAAGUUCCCGGGCUUUGAGGAGUACACGGCGCCCAAUGUCUGGCCCGAGGAGGCGGACGUGCCCGAGUUCAGGAGCGACGCCGAGGAGCUCAUCCGUCUGAUCAUCGACACAGCGGUGUUGGUCGCGAGGGCGUGCGACCGGUUCGCCGAGCACGAGAUCGACGGGUACGAGGCCGGAUAUCUCGAAAAGGUGGUCCAGGGAAGCGAGACCACCAAGGCGAGGCUCUUGCAUUAUUUCCCCACUGCACAGGAGACGGUGAACGGAAAAAGCGCGAACGUAGAUUCAAACGGAAAUCUGAACGGAGGGAAUAAUACGAACGGGCACUAUGUCUCUGUCUUGUCAGAGGAGCAGGAAAAGGCGAAGGCGAAUGCGAAGGACGAGCCGGAAAUCGACGACUCCUGGUGCACCACGCACCUCGACCACGGGUGCCUGACGGGCUUGACAUCAGCCAUGUUCCUCGACGAAUCCUCACCCUCUCCCUCUGCCUCUGCCUCGUCCUCAUCAGCAUCCGAGUCUGCUCCUCCCGACUCCGAGCACUCGCACUUCCACGAGUACACGGAGCUCCCCUCCUCUUCGGACCCGCAGUCAGGCCUGUACAUCCUCUCGCGCUCGGGGCAGAUCCACAAGGUCAGCAUCCCGCGCGACGCGCUGGCCUUCCAGACCGGCGAGGCGCUCGAGCUCAUCACGCGCGGCAGGUUCAAGGCCGUCCCGCACUUUGUCAAGGGCGUGGAUCCCAACAACGUAGUCGCCGACAGGACCGACGGGGCGCGCAUGAACAGGAAUAUCGCCAGGAAUACUUUGGCCGUGUUCACGCAACCGAAUUUGGAUGAGCCCGUGGACUUGGAGACGGGUUUGACAUUUGGCGAGUUUGCGAGGGGUGUCGUGAAGCGGAAUACUGCUGGUUAG